AUGGCCGACAACUUGAUCACCCAGGUGAGUGAGGACAGCUACAACCUUCCGGCAUCUCACUAUGACGACUCCAAGAGCAACAUAGACUACAACUCCAAGAUCCACUUGAACAUCCGCGGCACCGAAUUCACCAUCACCCGUGAUGAGUUGAUGAGCUUGCCAGAGAGCAUCUUGUUGUGCCUCUUCCCCAACGGGGUUUUUUUGGACAGCGAGGGCCAGGUCAUCACCAACUUGACGGAAGACGAUAUUGUCCACGUCAACUUCGAGCCUUCCUGCUUCAAAUACAUCAUGGACGUGUUUGGCGAGGCCCAGCGCGACCUCUUGGACAUGCCCAUAUUGUCUCCGCAAGAAUCCGUCACUUCUGGCCGUGCCCCACAAGAAAACGUAUUGCAGAACAAACCGGCAAUCAUAGUGUUGAGAGAGGACUUGGACUACUACGUGAUACCUCCCAACGCCGGGUUGGACGCAGACCAGAUAAGGCAGCUUAAGGUAGGCGUGGCUGAGACCUUGUUGAAGAAUAAACUCAUUUUCAGCGGCUUGGGCUACGACCCAUCCUUACCUUCGGCCCUGCAGAAGGUUGGCCCUGCGGAGCAGCACUUGUUCGACAUGUUGUGCUCGUCAGGGUUCAACCCCAAAGGUCUCUGGGGCAGUAGGUCCUUGGAGCCAUCCAAAUGUGUCAUCCUGUCAUUGCUGUUAGUGCGUCUCAACAACGGGUCUCCUUCCCCUCCAGAAUCUCCAUCAUUAGACCCAGUGAAGUCCAAUGCAUCGCAGCUGUCCAGAUCCAGAUCCAGAUCCCGUAUAGCGAACUUGGCCAAUAGUGCAUCUCGUGCUGCCUCAAGAUCUUUAUCCAAAGCCAGAAAGCAAGAUACCACGCAUACUAAGUUGCUCCUUUUUUGGAGAAAGCCGGCAAGAAAGUGCUGGUGGUCCAACCAGACUGCUGAAGUCCAACUCGAUGGUGCUUUAUUUAACUCUACGGAGAAGUCCAUGACGGUGAAGGUCCACAUUAGAAGAGUGUGGACAUUAGAACUCUCUGUCAUUGGCGUGCAAUAA
Messenger RNA from Suhomyces tanzawaensis NRRL Y-17324, 1050 nucleotides. RefSeq lists its product as uncharacterized. The record is from RefSeq and is a predicted model, not a curated record. The coding region runs from base 1 to 1050 and encodes 349 amino acids. NCBI's taxonomy places the organism in Eukaryota, Fungi, Ascomycota, Pichiomycetes, Serinales, Debaryomycetaceae. The transcript has a single exon.